Messenger RNA from Paramacrobiotus metropolitanus, 1085 nucleotides. RefSeq lists its product as uncharacterized. Lineage: Eukaryota; Metazoa; Tardigrada; Eutardigrada; Parachela; Macrobiotidae. Bases 13 to 897 code for a protein of 294 amino acids. The record is from RefSeq and is a predicted model, not a curated record. The transcript is spliced from 4 exons.
GGCCUGUAAUAAAUGUGCCUGGUUUGGUUUUUUAGUGACAAUAUCUGGGAUUUUGGAGCUUUAACUUAUGUAUGGUGCAAGUUUAUGUUCCCAUAUAAACCACCAUCGAAUGGAUUGUAUCCUUACUACCGAAAUUGUUUCAUGCAUGAUUAUCGGAUAAACUUCUUCUGCUAUGAUCCCGGAAAUCAUACAUUAACACGCAACACAUUCGUAGUCGGCUACUGGGACAACGAUUGGGUGUUCUGGACAUUUACCCCCAACACGGAUCUCAUCCAGCCAUAUAAAUGCUGCCAAACGCCACCGGGAUACUACAUUGACUACGUGUCAUGCUACUAUAUUCCGACUCACGAUUUAUACUGGGAGUAUUACGAUGGGAACUACUUCCUGGUGAACUGCGCUACUGGCUAUGUGGUAACGGGUACCGCCGCCAAAUUCAACCCAAUCCAUCAAGAGUACCGCAUCGACUGGGUCCAGUGCUGCCGCCUGGGAUACGGCGCCGUGACCGCUCUGCCACCGCCCGUCAUCCAGCGGCCAGGCAAGCCCCCGGCCUACGUAGCAUCACACAACACCGUGCAGACGGAUAUUCCGCAGGCCUACCAGCAUCAGUACCGGCGCCGGAAACGCUCCGCCCUACCCACCGAAUCCAACAGCAUUGCGAUCGGCAACCAGACGGUCUUCGCUGAAGAUCCUCUGCCGGCGGAUCACAUACACAAUCUCCGGGCGCAGGAGAGCCAACGACAUUGGGAGAACGCGGAAUUCUUCCACAGUGGAUCACACCAUAUGCAUCCGGAUAAACCGUACAGCGGACGGGUUAGCGAUUACGAUCUGCCGGGUCAUCAUUUUGUUAACACGGAAAUUCCCUUCUUUCAUCCAGACGUGCUCAAUUCGCAUGCUUAAUGAUCGUCGUACAUUGUACAGGUGGAAUUUCACGGUAGUAAUAAUAUUAUGACUUUCCAGUGUAUGGCUCAUGCUUAUAAUUGUUAGCUUUAAAGGAAAACGCUGUACUUAUUUGUGAUACUGUUGAAGCUGUUGACAAAGUUAUUGUUAAGAGACUUUGGUAUGUCAAGUGCCAAAAAAAUUCUGAG